ACAGCCUCCCCCAGUACCAACCCGAUUUCCAAGCGCUCCUGAUUCUGGCGUCUCGAGAGCGAUAUCACGAAUCACGCAUCGAGGAAGAUGCAUCGAAUUGUAUUAUGGAUCAAAGCAUGAAUUCCUUUGAGAGCGAGUGCGAGCAGCCAGGCCAUGCAGGUGAUAUUACCAAGAGAGAAGCUGAAAUUGGGAUUCUACCAUCCCAUGGCAUUUCCCUGGAUGUACCCGGUUUGACAGAACAAGGAAGACCUCCUAUCAUCCAGCAUGUCUCCACCCCCGCCUACCAAAGUCCUCUCAGACAUCACCGUCGCACGCCCUCACAACAUCGCACGAUUAAAGAGACGUUGAAUGCGCGGUCCGAAUAUACGAAUAGUGAAGAAGAUGGCAAGGCGGAACACCAUAUCAAUCAGUACAUAAUCAAAGAUGAAAUAGGACGGGGUUCCUUUGGUGCUGUUCACCUGGCUGUGGAUCAAUAUGGAACGGAAUACGCUGUCAAAGAGUUCUCGAAAUCGAGAUUACGAAAGCGGGCUCAGUCGAAUAUCCUUAGGAGACCACAUGCCGUGAAACGGGCCGGACACUUGGCUGCGGGAAGCGGACUGAAUUCUCCUUUGCAUCGUCACUCAGCUUCAGAUAUUCAUGAUGGCGAAGAGCAAGGGAACCCACUUUAUCUGAUCAAAGAGGAGAUUGCAAUCAUGAAGAAGCUCAAUCAUCCAAAUCUGGUAUCACUCAUUGAGGUAUUGGAUGACCCUGAAGAGGAUUCGCUGUACAUGGUACUGGAAAUGUGUAAGAAGGGCGUGGUAAUGAAGGUUGGAUUGAACGAUAAAGCAGAUCCGUACGAUGAAGAGAGAUGCAGGCAUUGGCUCAGAGAUCUCAUUCUGGGAAUUGAGUACUUACAUGCACAAGGCGUGGUUCACAGAGAUAUCAAGCCAGAUAAUCUUCUCCUCACAGAGGACGAUGUCCUCAAGAUUGUGGACUUUGGCGUGUCUGAGAUGUUCGAAAAGCAGUCAGAGAUGUUGACGGCCAAGUCGGCUGGAUCGCCUGCCUUCUUGCCACCGGAGUUAUGUAUCACCAAACAUGGAGAUAUUUCUGGCAAAGCCGCCGAUAUCUGGUCUAUGGGAGUGUCACUUUACUGCCUUAGAUUUGGCUGCAUACCAUUUGAACGAUCCGGAGUACUGGAAUUAUAUGAAGCCAUUCGAAACGAUAAACCGUUUAUUGACCCCGACCACGACCCCAAAUUCGCUGACUUGAUGAAGAGGAUAUUAGAUAAGGAUCCAAAAAAAAGAAUCAAGAUGGCCGAGUUGAGAGAACAUCCAUGGGUUACCAAAAACGGGACGGAUCCUCUAUUAUCUGCACAGGAGAAUACCGCAGACUUAGUAGAGCCACCAAGUGAACUCGAAGUCAACCAUGCUAUUACAGCGAAGAUGAGGCAUCUACUUGCUGUGAUGAAAGCCGUGCAGAAAUUUAGAGCCCUAGUAGACCAGAAAAGACCCGGCGCUCUAUCAACCGCCUUGGGUAGAGGGGUUAGGGCUCUUUACCCUCCUGAAAAUGCUGGUUGUCAUUCAAGUCCUACACUACACAAGUCAAGAAGUGUAGAUAUCGACGAUCGGAGAACUGUUGAAACAGCACUCGCCGCUGAAGGGGUACACCACGACCUUCAACCUCCAGAUGUUAAUCUACACAGAGGAAUGGGAACUAGAAUGGACUCAUCUGUUACCAUGAUCAAUGCCCCUACAGACUCUGAAGAGCACCAUCAGGGAUACGAAAUCAGUUCCGAGGAGGUUCCGGACCACCCAGAAGUCCAUCGACAAGAGUCUGGUGAGAAAGGCCAUGCUCACGAUCCUUUGGAUGAAGAACCGCUCUUCCUCGGCAUCGGGACAGGAGGCAGGGGCGCUCUUGACACACCGCCAGAAGAAGUGGUUGCCGAGUCUCCAACUGCAGCCGAGUUCAGCAUCUACGACACAGCGUACCAGCAGGAGGUAGAUCGCAUCCGUGCUGCUCAAGGAAAGACUGCAACGGUAUACUUGACCCGGAGAGUAGACUCGAAGAAGGAGUACAGAGAGGAUGAGAACAUGGUUGAUGCACCCAAUGCAGCCGAGGUGAAGCAAAGCCUACCCCACCAGGGCUUCAAGGGGCUUCUCGAUAAAGCGAGGGAGAAAGGUGCAGAGCCUGAGGUAAUUGCAAGGGAGAGGUUGGACACGACAUCUAACAGCUUUUCAGCCAUUGCUGCAAAAGCCAUGGAGAACACGAGAGCGCUGGGAAAAGAAGUCAGCGAUAGGAGUGGCGACGUUCUGGGUAGCAUGUGGCAGAAGGCGACAGAGGGGGAGAAAGAGUGAGCAGAACGUAACUUGAUGAAAUAACGAGAGCACCCGUUAAUGUAGCGUUGUGAAGUUUCUGUCUGCAUCCCGGUCUAUAGUAUCUUAGGGAACUGGAUUUCAUAGCAAGAAGGGAUAGAAAAGUUACCUCUCUAGGUAACAAAGAUGGCGUUUGGGAAUUAGGGGCGAAAAAUGGAACCUUGGAAUUGAAGAUCCUUUCGUAUUAUUUUUAUGCCUGCAUUUGGGAAUACGGAGGAAUAAUUUUUAGACACUUCCAAUAUGUCUCUCUGAUUUGUGUAGUUUACACCUUUCGUAACGAGGUAGAUAUAUAAUCCAACAGUAAAGCACUAC
Messenger RNA from Hyaloscypha bicolor E, 2663 nucleotides. RefSeq names its product BcCMK3, calcium/calmodulin-dependent protein kinase. The coding region runs from base 105 to 2333 and encodes 742 amino acids. NCBI's taxonomy places the organism in Eukaryota, Fungi, Ascomycota, Leotiomycetes, Helotiales, Hyaloscyphaceae. The record is from RefSeq and is a predicted model, not a curated record. The transcript has 7 exons. Gene Ontology annotation, molecular function: ATP binding; protein serine/threonine kinase activity. Gene Ontology annotation, cellular component: cytoplasm. Gene Ontology annotation, biological process: intracellular signal transduction; protein phosphorylation.